AUGUUGACACAAACCACCCCUCGGGAACUCCCCACCGAACUUGUUGAGAAGAUCAUUGAAAUCCUCUGGCUAUCCACCUUUAGCAAUGCAGAACGGGUCAGAUUCAUGGCUGCGUCUGUGCUUAUCAGCAAAGCAUGGACCUGCCUUUAUAGCCGCAUCUCCUCGCGGGACGUUGUAAUCCCCUCAGUCCAAUACGCUAAAUACUUUCACACUCACCUCCUCGACGAACGGUCGGUCAUCUUUGACAAGACCAUCCAUGACAUGCCGAACGAGCAUUGCCGUUCCCUUCGCUUCCAUGUUGAAAGCCCCUCAGUCCAAACACCCACGCAUUUCAAUAUGAAGUUCGCACACAGCAUCGACAACUCAGAGAGCGUCUUCGACCUACUUGACUGGCUCGCCGACAUCCCAUAUCUACCCUUCCUACGUCACAUCUCCAUCGAGUUCCACAAUUGCGGCUUCACCGACCUCUUCGACAACAUGCGACUUGUCAUCUUUCCUACUCAGGUCACAAAUUUGGACAUAUCCUUCGGCUUCACGGAAGGAACGUCCCCCAAACGUAUUCGCGACUUGCAGAAAGACUAUCCCCUGCGCAUCCCUGAGGGACUUCCGCUCAAUCAUAUCGAGACACUGGCCAUAGUUGGGGGCGGCGUGUCACCGGUGCUUGGGCUGUUGGUGACAAGUUGCACUAGCUUGCGGGUAGUCAGGACAGACCUUUCUGAUAAAUCAACCGUGGAAGAAGAAAAAGAAUAUCUAAAAAUAUUGCGCGAAGUCUGCAUCGACCGGCACAUGUCAUUAGAGUUAUGUUAG
This is a messenger RNA of Pleurotus ostreatus (oyster mushroom), 807 nucleotides long. RefSeq lists its product as uncharacterized. Bases 1 to 807 code for a protein of 268 amino acids. The transcript has a single exon. The record is from RefSeq and is a predicted model, not a curated record. Lineage: Eukaryota; Fungi; Basidiomycota; Agaricomycetes; Agaricales; Pleurotaceae.